Penaeus vannamei (Pacific white shrimp) is the source of this 929-nucleotide messenger RNA. RefSeq lists its product as uncharacterized. Lineage: Eukaryota; Metazoa; Arthropoda; Malacostraca; Decapoda; Penaeidae. The record is from RefSeq and is a predicted model, not a curated record.
GCCAGCAGCUCCGGUAUAUAAAGGCGGCGAGAAGGAAGACGGAGCAUCAUUCUCGAUCCAGGAUUCAUCAUGAAGGUUCUCGCAUGCGUGUUGUUGGCCGCCGGCCUGGUCUCGGCCCAGUUGGGCCCCGAGGUGGCUCCUAUCGGUGCUGACGCCGGCGCUGCCCCCGUCGACGUCGCUGCAGGUGGCCCCAGCGCCGCCCCCUCAGCUGGCGCUGCAGCAGGAGCCGGCGCCGGAGCUGGUGCCGGAGCCGGUGCCGCCCAGCAGAGCUUCAGGGAGAAAGUCUACGGCGAGGGCCUCAACAACCCCGCCGCCCUGCCGCCCAACACGCUGGCCUUCAACCGCGCAAAGCACAUCGUCACCAACAUCCGCCCUGACCUUCGCGUGCGAGUCAACAUCGACGGAACCGUUGAGCUGACCAACAUCUACGGGCAAGAGGUUGACGACGAGCUCAUUUUCCCCGACCUGGAGGAGAUCCAGGAGCAGCGCCUGCAGGCCCAGAAGCUCGCCAUCCUGCGCCGCCGCCAGGAGCAGGACGCCCAGCUCAUCCGUGAAUUCAACCUCGGCGGCAACGCCCAGGACUUCGGUCUCGGAAACCUUGGUGGCGCCAACCAGGGCGGCUUCACCAUCUAAGCUUCCUCUUUCAUUCCUUUUUGGGCUGAAGAUACUUUGGCCAGAUAUGCAGAAGCCACUCCUGGCCUUCCACGCCUUCGACGGCCCUCUCCUAACCUCUUUCAGAACAUCUUUGAAGAUCCACACUCUCGUUUCCUUCUCUUGGCUGCAGCACUCCUGGUCAGCUGAGAAGCACUCAGCACUUUUCCAUGACUUACCUUCCAGUUUACACAGCACAUUAAACUGCAAUAAGUGUAUUUAAAGUCAAUGGUACGAUUUUGACAUUUUAUAACUUAUUACAAUACAGAAAAAAACAA